AUGACCUCUAUUGUUACAGGCGUGCAGGGGCACCCACCCUCAAAAUAUCCAAAGGACUACCCUUUUGUUAAGGGAAGCUGGAAUGGAAGAAAACUGCAUGAGAAUUAUUAUCCUUUGACUGAAAUUCUGAAAAAUAAGAUUGGUUUUAAGGGUUUUGUGCUUUCUGAUUGGAAAGGAACUGAUAGACUAAAGGAACCUCGUGGACUAGACCACAAUUGCAUUGCUAGGGCCAUUAAUGCAGGAAUGGACAUGGUGAGGGUGCCUUAUGAGUUCGAAGAAUUUAUGAACCAUUUAACAUCUUUGGUGGAAUCUGGGGAAAUACCAGAGGCCAGGAUAGAUGAUGCUGUUGAACGAAUCUUGAGAGUGAAAUUUAUGCUGGUCUUUUCGAACAUCCUUUCGCAGAUGUAUCUAAUUUGCUUCAUAAAGUUGGCUGCAAGGGACCUAGCACGGGAAGCAGUUCGGAAAUCUUUGGUGCUGUUGAAGAAUGAAAACAUUUCAGAUAAAUAUUUUCUCCCAUUAGAUAAAAAAGCAAAGAAAAUCCUUGUUGCUGGAACACAUGCUGAUAAUCUCAGAUAUCAAUGUGGAGGCUGGACGGUUAAAUGGCAAGGAAUACCCAAUGGCACAACUAUAGAAGGCACAACAAUCUUAAUGGCUAUUAACGAAGCACUAGGAGAACAUGUUGAAGUAAUUUAUGAGGAAUCACCGUCAAUAGACACUUUAUCACAACGCGAUAUAGCUUAUGCUGUUGUGGCUGUUGGUGAAGAAUCAUAUGCAGAAACUCUUGGUGACGAUGAAGAACUUAAAAUCUGCUUGAAUGGAGCCGAUAUUGUAAACUCAGUGGCUGAAAGAAUUCCGACAUUGAUAAUUCAUAUAUCAGGAAGACCCCUGGUUUUAGAGGAAUGGCUCUUGAAAAAGAUAGAUAGUUUAGUGGCUGCUUGGUUGCCUGGUAGUGAAGGAGGAGGAAUAGCAGACGUUAUAUUUGGAGAUUAUGACUUCCAAGGAAAAUUACCAAUGACAUGGUUUAAAAGGGUUGACCAACUCCCAGUGGAUGCUGACGAUAUUAAUUCAUAUGACCCUCUGUUUCCUUUCGGCUUCGGGUUAACCAUAUGCAAUAAUUUGACCAAAGGUAUCAAGGCCAAACCUUAA
Ziziphus jujuba (common jujube) is the source of this 1146-nucleotide messenger RNA. RefSeq lists its product as uncharacterized. Gene Ontology annotation, biological process: glucan catabolic process. NCBI's taxonomy places the organism in Eukaryota, Viridiplantae, Streptophyta, Magnoliopsida, Rosales, Rhamnaceae. The record is from RefSeq and is a predicted model, not a curated record. Gene Ontology annotation, molecular function: beta-glucosidase activity. Bases 1 to 1146 code for a protein of 381 amino acids. The transcript has 6 exons.